Ziziphus jujuba (common jujube) is the source of this 789-nucleotide messenger RNA. RefSeq lists its product as uncharacterized. The transcript is spliced from 4 exons. NCBI's taxonomy places the organism in Eukaryota, Viridiplantae, Streptophyta, Magnoliopsida, Rosales, Rhamnaceae. The coding region runs from base 110 to 535 and encodes 141 amino acids. The record is from RefSeq and is a predicted model, not a curated record.
GCAAUAUAAAAUGGUUUUGUCUGCAAAUUUACAGGAUAUUCAUAAACUGUCCACUUUGGAUUUAAGGCUUUGAAGCAGAGAGUAAAUUAAAUUAAAGGUGUCUGAGAAAAUGGGUUCUCUAAUGGCCGGAUGGGACUCCCCUGUUCUGGAUUCCAAAUCAGCUGCAUGCAUGAGGAAUCGGUCAUUCACCAAAGAGGAAAUUGAAGCUUACUGGAAAUCAAAGCAGAAAACGAUCGAAGAACAUCUGAAAGAAAUUUCUUCACCCAGAUCAGAUGUGAACCAACAGGAAGACGUGGUUAUGGAAACUGGAAAACGGUUUCAGAGAUCAAGCUCCUUGCCUCUAAACAAUACAAAACAGGUUAUCAAGGAGGAAGAUGAUGAUGGUGAAACAAGCUUUGCUGCUCUCGUUAACAAAAAUGGCUGGUGGACGAGGAGCAGCUGGGCAUUUCUGAAUGAGCCUCCAUUGCCAGAAGUUGCAUCCAACUCUUAUGUGCCGCAGUUUAAUGUGGUCAGAGUGGCAUCUUCCAAGGGAUAAACCACUUCUACUUAAUUUUAGUACCUCCGAUCAAUCCCCAAAAAGGAAAAAAAAAAAAAAGUAUUGUUUAAUUUUUCGCCCUUGUACAGAGAGAGUGUAGCUUUGAUUACUACUUCCUUUUUCUUUUUUUCUUUUUGUUUUUUGUUUUUUCCCUUGAUUGUUAUGUACUAGUGCUUGUUGAUCUGUUUUGGUGCGUCGAUUGAUAAGCAACUUCUGUUUGUAACUUAUGACCCAAAAAAAACUUUUGUUUCUAA